GAAAUUUUAUUUAUCGGAAGUGUUUCGAAGCGGAUCGGUACUGUUUCAUUCAAUAGCUGGUAAUCGGGAGUGCUACUAGUAAUUUCUUCUGCAAAAAGAUGUCAAAGCGGCGGAAUUGUGUGUUCAAUGAAGAACUACAAAAAGAGUUCAAAUUCGUGAAGCUAGACACUAAGUUUAGUGAUUGCACAAGAGUGAUUUGUACACAGUUUGGUGGAAAUUUUUCAGUGGCUCAUGGUGGGAAAAGUGAUAUAAGCCAGCAUCUUCGAAGCCAGAGACACAAGAGUGUAGAACGUGCAGUGGUAUCAGCGCGACCCAUUAAUUCUUUCAUGGUGAAACAAGGAAGUGCCGACUUUUUCAAGAUUGCGGCAAGUGAAGCUCUUUUUGCUUAUCAUUGUGUACGACAUUCGCAAAGUUUCCGUUCAAACGACUGUCUAUCAAAAUUGAUAAACAAACUCUACGAUCCAAAAUUCUCUUCGGCACGCACAAAAUCGGAAGCAAUUGUGACAAAUGUUUUAUCACCUUUCGCAUUACAAGAAGUAGUAGAAGAUUUGAGAAAAGUUAAUAGCGUUACGAUUAGCGUGGAUGCGUCAAACAAAAAAGAUAUUAAGUUAUUUCCGGUUGUGGUGCGGUAUUUUCUCCCGAAUAGAGGAGUGCAUGACAGGAUACUGGAUUUCGUCUCCUUACCCGGUGAAACAUCUGAUCUCCAAUGCUCCAUGUUGACGGACAUUUGUGACAGGUACGAUCUACGGAGUAAAAUUGUUGCUCUAUGUGCGGAUAAUACAAAUACCAAUUUCGGUGGAUGUAAACGGCAGGGCAAAAACAACGUUUGGCGAAAACUGGAGAUGUACUUCAGAGAGAGAUUAUUGGAAUUGGAUGUGGCGCCCACAUUCUUCACAAUUGCUUACAAACGGCUGUUGAUUGUUUGCCAAUCGAUAUUGAGAGUUUUACUGUGA
This is a messenger RNA of Armigeres subalbatus, 953 nucleotides long. RefSeq lists its product as uncharacterized. The transcript is spliced from 2 exons. Lineage: Eukaryota; Metazoa; Arthropoda; Insecta; Diptera; Culicidae. The record is from RefSeq and is a predicted model, not a curated record. The coding region runs from base 99 to 953 and encodes 284 amino acids.